Molecule: messenger RNA, 1123 nt
Organism: Rhopilema esculentum
Lineage: Eukaryota; Metazoa; Cnidaria; Scyphozoa; Rhizostomeae; Rhizostomatidae
Source: RefSeq, a predicted model, not a curated record
CAGGGAACUGUUAGUGAUUCUUUCGGCCUAACGAGCGAACCGUUUGUUGAGGUACGUGAAGAGCACAGACGCCCAUUCUAAAAUGCAGAAAUAUGCGUUGCUUAUUCUCUUUCAUGUAGGAAUUUUAUUGGAAAGAAAUGUAUCAUGCUCUCAAGAGGACUGGGAUACCUAUGGCCACCCUGGACGUGGCCAAGAGUCAUUCAGAAAUGGAGGAGGGGAAGAUGGUAGGCCGCAGCCAUCUUGGCCAUGGGAGGAUGCUUUGAAGAAGCUCGGUGUAGAAGAAACUCUAGAUCUUUUGAGGUCCAGUAUCCAGAAAAGCUGGCAGAGAGCAAUUCGUUACGAUGAAUUUACUCGAGAUUGGAAAAACUUGAAAUCUCAGCCAUUGAAUCCAUUUGUCAUAAUUUCUUUUAUUAAAAACACAACAUUGCCUGCUGUAUGUAGAGCUAGCUUGCACGUUAAAGAAGGCUGGCUGAUUAUAGACCGACAUAUUAUGGCAUUCACCAGAAAAAAAUGUGGCAAUCUUCUGGGUGAAGGAGCCCCCUGGCACCCAUGGAAUAUCAUAAAGCAAGACAAGGAAACAAUAUCAUUUGUAAUUUUUGUUUAUGCUGUUGCUCUGUCGCUGAUUCUCAUACGGCUCUGCAGCUUUUGGAACUUUGUCAGCUUUGGAGCAGUUGGAUACACUUCUUAUAUCCUUGGAGGACCAAAAUUCUGCUUUAGAUGGCUUGUUCUCAUGACUGGUGCAUUCUGGUAUGUAUUUGAAAUCGUCUUAACCUACCCAUUACAGUCAGCACUAGUCAUAAUUGCAUGGUGUUUUUGGUCUUACAUUGUUUCAUUGCUGAAAGGAGUCACAGGCUCAAACAGUGAGCAUUCAUUUGGUAAAAUAAACUUGGCCAUGACACAGCAGAGAAUUGAAAAUCGCAUUGAUGAUAUGGAAAACAGGCUAGAAGAGAUACAUAGAAUUGUCACCAGGCUGGGGACAGAACAGAAAUCAUAGCUGAUCAGCUUUAGCUUUUUAAACAGCUUUUUCAUCAAAUGGGGAAUCAAGGAAUCAUAUUCAUGGUGGACAUUGUAUUAUCGAGUGGUAGGGCAUGCACAGUGUGUUUUAUAAGAUUGUUGUUGAGCA